Molecule: messenger RNA, 5884 nt
Organism: Pipistrellus kuhlii (Kuhl's pipistrelle)
Lineage: Eukaryota; Metazoa; Chordata; Mammalia; Chiroptera; Vespertilionidae
Gene: CDK6
Product: cyclin dependent kinase 6
Exons: 7
Coding region: 120-1100 (326 amino acids)
Biological process (GO): cell dedifferentiation; regulation of cell population proliferation; regulation of gene expression
Cellular component (GO): cyclin-dependent protein kinase holoenzyme complex; nucleus; cytoplasm
Molecular function (GO): cyclin-dependent protein serine/threonine kinase activity; cyclin binding; ATP binding
Source: RefSeq, a predicted model, not a curated record
GGUGAGGGGGAGCCAGAGCCGGCCCCGGGGCGCCGGGCAGCCGGCCGGGGGUCCCGGAGAGGGCGAGCGGCGGUCGCGAACCGGCGGAGCGCGCUGCAGCGGCGCGGCGCGCGGGCGGCAUGGAGAAGGACGGGCUGAGCCGCGCGGACCAGCAGUACGAGUGCGUGGCGGAAAUCGGGGAGGGCGCCUACGGGAAGGUGUUCAAGGCCCGGGACCUCAAGAACGGAGGCCGUUUCGUGGCGCUGAAGCGCGUGCGGGUGCAGACGGGCGAGGAGGGCAUGCCGCUCUCCACCAUCCGCGAGGUGGCGGUGCUGAGGCACCUGGAGACCUUCGAGCACCCCAACGUGGUCAGGUUAUUCGAUGUGUGCACGGUGUCCCGAACAGACAGAGAAACUAAACUAACAUUAGUGUUUGAACAUGUAGAUCAAGACUUGACCACUUAUUUGAAUAAAGUUCCAGAGCCCGGAGUGCCCACUGAAACCAUAAAGGACAUGAUGUAUCAGCUUCUCCGAGGCCUGGACUUCCUUCAUUCCCACCGCGUGGUGCAUCGCGAUCUAAAGCCACAGAACAUCCUGGUGACCAGCAGUGGACAGAUAAAGCUGGCUGACUUCGGCCUGGCCCGCAUCUACAGCUUUCAGAUGGCCCUGACCUCCGUGGUCGUCACCCUGUGGUACCGGGCCCCCGAAGUCCUGCUGCAGUCCAGCUACGCCACCCCCGUGGACCUCUGGAGCGUCGGCUGCAUAUUCGCAGAAAUGUUCCGCAGAAAGCCUCUCUUUCGUGGAAGUUCGGAUGUGGAUCAACUCGGAAAAAUCUUGGACGUCAUUGGGCUCCCAGGAGAAGAGGACUGGCCUAGAGAUGUUGCGCUUCCCCGGCAGGCCUUUCACGCAAAAUCUCCUCAGCCCAUUGAGAAUUUUGUAAGCGACAUUGACGAACAAGGCAAAGACCUUCUUCUGAAGUGCUUGACAUUUAAUCCAGCCAAGAGAAUCUCUGCCUACGGCGCCCUGUCUCACCCAUACUUCCACAACCUGGAGAGGCGCAAGGAGAUCCUGGAUUCCCACCUGCCGCCCAGCCACAACAGCUCGGAGAUGAAUAUCGCCUGAGCUCCCGGCCGCCGCCUCGAGCGGAUCCCCAGAGGGCGCCUUCGGAGCCUGAGGGGUCCCCCUGCGAGAGCCCCGGCCAGCAGAGCCAGGGAAGAUCGCCCACCAACUGGGGCCCUGCCAGCCGCUGUCUUCUAAUGGGCUCUGCUUCUCCGAGGAAACUGCUCAGUUUACUGUUCGAAACCAUUGCAAAAGUGAUUGCAGCUUUAUGUUCAUUCGUUAAGUGUUUGUCUGUCUGUCUGUCUGUUCGUUUGAAAAACCUGGAAAAAUUCCAGAAGAGAAGCUGCUGACCAAUCGUGCUGCCAUUUCAUUUUUCUAACCUUGAAUGCUGCCAGUGUGAAGUGAGCAAUCCAGGCACAGUGGCUUGUGAUGGAUCUCCCUGCAGCUGCCGGGCCUGAUUUGGUACUUUUGAAUGAACGCAAUGAGUGAGCGUGUGUGUGUGUGAUUUUUUUGAUCUCUUAAAGGGUUACUCUCUGUAAACGACGAGAAUAAUCGAAUUCUGGGGAUUCAAAGUGGUGAUGCAUAAGUAACAGGCCCCUCCAAUUAGAGAGCUGAGCCUAUGUCCUCAGAACUUCUCUUCUGACCACAAGUAGUAAAUUUGUUCAUAGUGAAAUGUUCACUAUCUAGAUGAAGUUUUUAGACACACAUCAAAGAGGGGGGGGGGGGGAAUCUAGUAUCUUUAAGAGACCUGUUUUUUAAAGCACACAUUUCACUUACUCUUCCAAAAGCUGAAUUUACUCAUUCUAAGUACAUUUUAACCUGUAUAAUAUGCUUUAUUGUUUCUUUUUCAAAAAUACCCUAUCAGCGCCUUUCUUUCUUGCUAUAUAGUUUUAGGGAAUGUACCUCAAAUAGGUCCAAAACAUAGAGAAAGCCUUUAUUUCCUGGUUUGAAAUGUAUUUCCUUUUUGGUUCUUUUGUUGUUGUUCUUGAUGAUUUUAGGAAUUUGUCAGAAACUGUUUCCUAGUUUGGUGUAGAGUGUCGUUCUCUGACUAGACACAGGAAUGCCAUUUAAGGUUUCCCCACCUGUGACACUGUACUUUUCCCACAAUGCACUGCCUUGUUUGCCAAGUAUCCACCUUCUCUAUCCCCCGCACCUCUGAUAAAUAUUACUAUCCUUACAUUACGGAGAACAGAUCGCUUUUGCUGUUUGCAUGCACUUUCUUCUUUCUUUCAAGGAACCUUUUCAUAAACAGAUUCAGACUAUGGUUUAUAGCUCUUAAUUCCACAAUCCUAACAUGGUCCCUAGGCUUUCGUUCUAAUGCAAUCUUCCUACCCGUUCAUUCCCCGUUGUCGCCUAGGCAAUGAAUGGGAGACUGGUUCUUCUCUUAUCACCAGCACCUAGAUGGCUUUAAACUGUUACUUAGUGUUCUAUGUUUUUAUGGCGUGUAUUGUCAGUGUAGUAUCUGAGGGAAUACCUUUAACUAUUUUUUUUUUUUUUUAGAAAGAAAUAUUUACUCUGAUCUUUCCUCCUUCCUCCAGGCUGUGCUCCUUUCCAGUGCCUCGUGCACACUCCUGCCCUCUGCGGAGCCAGCUGACUCGGGCAUUGUGAACAGCUUUACUCUUCCUCUCGCCGUUUUUCUCUGUAGAUACUUUAUAUUUCAUGCCAUCUCUGCCUUUUUUUUUUUUUUUUUUUUUUUGGUGAGUGCUCAUUUGGCUCUAAUAGCCAGAAGGCACAGAUUAAGUAUGUUUGAGGAAUGUUAGCUGCUUUGCCUUCUGACUCAUGUUUUGAGCUCAUGCAGCCAUUAGACCAUGUUCUCUAGAGUUAGAGUUUUCCAUGAAUGGACAUUGCUUCGCUGAGUAGAAAAUAUUCCAGGUGAUGUUUGUGCAUAGUCAAGCCUUACCGAAUUCCUCACAGCUUAAUAAUGUAUAGGACCAUCUUGAACAAGGGGAAAAUUGGGAGAUUUCUCCUUGACAGUUUUUUGGAUCAGGAACCAUUCUUUUUCAUACCUUUUUUUUUUUUCCUUAAAUAGUGUUCCGAUUCAGUAACUUGAAGAGCAGGUAAAAUUAUUCUAAAGCAAGAUAUGGUGCUGUCCUAUGAACCAGGAGGUCACAGUUCAGUUCCUGGUCAGGGCACAUACCUAGGUUGCAGGCUUGAUCCCCAGUAGGGGGCGUGCAGGAGGCAGCCUAUCAAUGAUUGUCAUCACUGAUGUUUCUAUCCCUCCCCGUCCCUUCCUCUCUGAAAUCAAUAAAAAUAUAUUUUUUAGAAAUAAGUAAAAUAAAGAUACGGAUGGGAAGAUGGGCCAUAAGAAUGUUUUACACUUUCUCCAUAUGUUUUGUCACCACUGUAAAUGCUUGAGAUAUAAUGAAUCCCGAGCAUUUAGGAGUAGGUAGGCUAGCAGUCUCCCAUGGAAAUGUGAGUUCUGCCUUUUCUUUUGGUUGGGAGCAAUAUACAAAGAUGUUUUUGCUGGGGCCUAGAAAUUAGAUUUUAAAACUCACUGCACUGGUAGAUUAUGAGCUUUUCUGUUAGUAUUCAUGGCUAGAGUGAACAUAACUUGAGUUUUUGCUUUUGCAAAAGUUUUCACAAGUUUGCUCUAGAAAAAUGCAGCUGUUCUAAACUGGAAUUUUUUUCAGCAUUCUUUAGAAUUUUAAACCAAUAAGAGCUCAACUUUUAUUUCUAGCAUAUUCUUCGGGGUCAUUUCUCAGUAGUGUUGGUAAAGAGAACUUAAAGCACACACUAAGGUAUUAGAUCUUUGGCAGGUUAUCCUCUGCGAGACAGAAUGAGAGGGCAUCUCAGCCUCUCUGAUAGUCUGUCUCAGCUUCUCCACGAUUGUGGCUGUGACACUUGAGUGAUUAUUCUCUUGCUUUCUGUUACUUCCACCAGGCUCACCAGGUCUGAAAUCCAGAUCCCAUACAAGCGCUCUUGCCGUUAGGUGCUUUGAAGCAGAUAGCAGAGCACAGACUUACUAAAUGCAGCAUAUUCUGUGACAUAGGUUUUCAAACAUUUUUGCUAGGAGCUAAGCAGUGGUCAGCUGCAAAGAUCAGACAUGGAAGCAGCUUAUAGCAGUAGAAAAACGGUGAACGAUUUGAAAUCGCAUUUGAAUUUCUCUCCAGGACUGGUCCAAGAAUGUACAUGACAGUUUCUGUAUCAUAUUCCGUCCUGGCAGCCCAGGCAUUGUGGAAACUGUUGUGCAGGGUAGACUUGUAAAAACCUAUAUUUAAAAAGAGUAAAGGAGAAACCUGCCCCGUUAGUCAUGUUAGCUAGCUGUUGCAGGGCAAAGGUUAAUCAAGACCUGACCCUGUCACCUUAAAAACAUAAUUUCUAAGAGCUUCUGAGAAUCAGGUGCAUUGGAGCCUCCCACCUCAUCUCCUUUGAAGUGGGUGGGAACUCAAGGAGCAAAGAACCAGUUCUGGAAGAAAGCUCUGGGCCACUUCAGAUUCUUUCAUUCUCGUGGUUUUCUCUCAGGAAGCAGGCACAGUGCAUAGCAGGCUUUUCAUUUAGCCCCAGGUGACUUACUAAAAAUAGUUCAAAAUAUUAACCUAAGGAUAGAAUCUCAGCCUUUUAGUUUUAAGUAAAAAACAAAUAUUUCAAAAUGCACAGGAUGUUAAUAUUUUAAAGAAAACAUGCACUUUUUAAUAGAGAAAUUUAUAGUUUGACUCCAGGACGUGGUCCUAUCCAUAAUGAUGAGGAAAAACACUUAAAUUGUACCAAACAUUUUGAAUCUUAAAUUAUGUAUUUAAAAUAAGCUUUUAACCAACGAUAGCUCCUUCUCUUAAAAGUAAGAGUUGGUAACGGCAAUUUCUAGCCGUUACAAAAAUUUAAUCAUGUAAGCUUCCUAAUAUAAACAUUAAAUUUCUUCUCUCCAAAGAGUUGCAUCUUUUAAGUGACAACUUGACUAUUUUUAUAAUAAGCUCAUGAGAGUCAUCACACAUUUUCCAGAAGCAGGCUUGUGUUGCAUACUUGGCUCUAAGAAAGAAUAAUGUUAAAAGUUUAAUAAUCCCUGAGAAUUACUUGUGUUCAUAUAGAGACUAGAGAAUAUUUACUUUGGAAAAAGAAUAUUGAAAUGUUACCAAUUCUUAGGUAUUGUUAGAAUUCAUAAGAAUGCAUGUUUUACAUUGUGAUAUAAAAAUAAAGAUCUUAAAUGAUUGCUAAUCCUUUAAAAAUAAAAAUAAAAAAGAGCAAGCAGUCGAUAGAGGAAAUUCUAGAGAAAAAUGAAGGUAUUCAAAGAAGGACAUUUGAAAGUGAAAUAUAUUUUGAGGGAUAUAUAUUUUAACAAAUAUAUUGUGAGAAUUGAUGCUGAAGUCAUCUGACAACUAUGAACUUGGAAAAGCCAUUUUAAACAAUUACUAUUUCAAAAACUGAGCCAAGCAAACCAAACCAUCUGUGUUCCUUUCUCAUUUCAUGGAAAAGAGCAGCCAUAUGAAGCUACACUUGUUAUGCAAGUCUUAGAUUGUUCUUUUUUUAAGAAAACAAAAUAAAUUUUUAAAAGGCAUGUACUUCCUAUGCCACCAGGGCUUUUGAAUCAUUGUGAACCCCAAACCAUUUAUCAUGUGCAUGUGCAUUUAAUGCAUGCAGAUAUAUGAGUAGGAGGAUAGUUCCAUGUUUCUUCUCUGCAAGUGGAAAAACUUGAGGCGACCAAAAAGCUGUCAAAGCAACAUGAGUCCUCAGAAGGUUAGUAAUGGUAUUUUCCUCAAAAGCAUAAGAAAAAUAGCACUUUUAUUUCUUAUCAAUGCAAUUUUCAACCUAGUUCUGUUCCAUACCUAUAUCUCAAGCAUUUCUAACAUCUGCUUUUUCAGAAAAUAAACCAAAAAUAUUCUUUUGGCCUUUUCUAUUAUCUGACCUUUGGAAAA